Molecule: messenger RNA, 1104 nt
Organism: Mesorhabditis belari
Lineage: Eukaryota; Metazoa; Nematoda; Chromadorea; Rhabditida; Rhabditidae
Source: the annotation of a GenBank genome assembly
AUGAAAAACGUCGACUAUCGCUAUUUAUUUCUCGCUUCGGCGGCUGUAAUCAUCUAUUUAUUGUAUCAUGAUUAUCAAGAAAGUCAACGAAAUGUCAUCAUUCCGAUGUAUUCGAAUGCUUACGAUUAUCCGAGCGCAUUCGGAGCACCACAAAGGGUGCAUCCAAUGCUGAGACAACACCAACCAGCGCACUCAAUUCAACUCGUCAACGCCAACAAUCAACCAAUCACCAUUGUGCCGCAUCCAUGGUAUCAACCAUUUCGUUGGACGAUCUUGCCGCAAAACUUUUGCCAAAACGAUAUGAAAGUCGUAUUUGUGGUCCACACAGCCGUCUCGAACAAGGAAAAACGAGCCGCGAUUAGGGACACUUAUGCGAAUAUGCAAUGGUAUAAAAAGUACCACAUUCGUACCCUUUUUGCGACUGGACGCUCAAUGGAUCGAAAUGAUGAGCAACAAUUGGAGGCCGAGGCAAAAUUCCAUCAAGACAUCGUGCAAGCCGAUUUCAUCGAUCACUAUCGAAAUUUGACGAUCAAGGGCUUAAGCUGGAUGCGAUUUCUUCGAGAUCACUGUCCAAGUGUUCAACUUGUCGUCAAAUUAGAUGAUGAUCUUUUACCAAACAUUUUCGGCUUUAUGGAGGAUUUCGAAAAGAACAAGGUAAAAACGAAUAAAACUUUCACGUGUUUGCUCUACUAUGGGAACGUGAUUCGAGAUCCGGGAUCACCUUGGUUCGUUUCAAAAGAAGCAAUGCCAGAAGAUCAAUGGGGAAGAUAUUGUACAGGUACGAGUUUUAUUAUGUCGAAAGAUUUGGCUGCUGAAAUCGUUGCGGCUGUUGAGAAAAGACUGCAUUAUAUAUCGGUUGACGAUGCUUUUUUCACGGGUCCUAUCGGAAGAGAAAUCGGCGCCAAUUAUGAUUUUGAUACAUACGCCUCGAAAUACGAGCUCAACGAUGUGCAUACGGAGGAGAAGAUGAUGGCUCGAUCCGUCUAUUUUGCGCUCUAUCCUACUGUAGCCGCUUUGAGGCGAAUGUUCACUGAAUUAGAAUACAUCUACAAAGUUGUCACCGAUGCGCCCGAUCACUUCAAAGAUUAUGCAAAAGUGCAGAAC